AUGAGAUCACGUCAAGACCAGACGGAGUUAGGAGCGUGGUUGUUCAACGAAUGGCUCCAAACAGUCAUACAAGAGGGAGCUGUCGUGGAAUCUCCGAAAAUUCGACUUGUUGAAGGCAGCACUGGUGCAACUGCAACUCAAAAGGUUUUUGGCACUUUUAAGGCCGGCCAUGGUUAG
Sclerotinia sclerotiorum 1980 UF-70 is the source of this 177-nucleotide messenger RNA. RefSeq lists its product with no specific name. The coding region runs from base 1 to 177 and encodes 58 amino acids. Lineage: Eukaryota; Fungi; Ascomycota; Leotiomycetes; Helotiales; Sclerotiniaceae. The transcript has a single exon. The record is from RefSeq and is a predicted model, not a curated record.